CUUCGUUUUACCGGUAAUCGGCCAAACAGUCAGCGAUGCUCCUACUGAAUAAACAAAAUCUCAAACGAUGUCUUAACUCCACAAAGAUCUAAUUAAAAGAAGUGAAUUCCAAGUUUAAAAAAAAAAAAAAAAAAACAAAGAAGUGAAUUCCUUCUAUAUAUAAUAACAUCCCAAUGGAUUUCAAUCAGCCAGUAGGGCAAAACUACGCCAAUCCAAGGACAUGCUUUUUCCAUGUCAUUUUCAAGGCUGCAGCUCUGGCAUUUUACAUACUCUCAGCGCUCUUUGUUGAUAGUUUUGUUAUCAUAUUUGUGGUGACUGUUAUUCUCGCUGCCCUAGAUUUUUGGGUAGUGAAGAAUGUGAGUGGCAGGAUUUUGGUAGGACUUAGGUGGUGGAAUGAAAUUGAUGACCAGGGCGAGAGUGUCUGGAAGUUUGAAUGUCUUGAUCAACAGUCAUUGGCUCGUAUGAACAAGAAGGAUUCAUGGUUAUUUUGGUGGACACUAUACCUUAAUGCAGCUGCUUGGAUUGUCCUUGGAAUAUUUUCACUCGUAAGGUUCGAGUUUGAUUAUGUCCUGGUAAUAGGAGUUUGUUUGAGUCUCGGUAUUGCGAAUAUAAUUGGAUUCACCAAAUGCCGCAAAGAUGCUAAGAAGCAGAUUCAAGCAUUUGCCUCCCAGACUAUUGCAUCACAUUUCUCAUCCAAGAUACAGUCUGCAUUCAGUGUAGUGUGAGUUACCUGAUCUGGAAGCAGAACCAAAUACAUGAUUAUGUUUGCUUAACUAAGAUGGCGUGGAACAAGUGAGGCAACACUGUUUUAGAGUUUUGACAUAAUCUUCUAUAGAAAUACACAGCACUUCUUUGUAUUCUUGUGGUGGCUUGACGGACAGCAAUACCAAAUUUCUUUUUCUUUUUUUUUUUUUUUUUUUUUUGACGUUAUAAAAACUGCGAGGAAUGUAAUAUAAUAUAAGGUUUGAAUCCCUCACUGCUGGUAUGGACGAACUGUACGUACAUGUUGACUUUGUUAGAAAAACUGACACGUGGCAGUGGAUUUUUUUAUAUUUUGUUUGACCUUUA
This is a messenger RNA of Ricinus communis (castor bean), 1068 nucleotides long. RefSeq names its product Golgi apparatus membrane protein-like protein ECHIDNA. The record is from RefSeq and is a predicted model, not a curated record. NCBI's taxonomy places the organism in Eukaryota, Viridiplantae, Streptophyta, Magnoliopsida, Malpighiales, Euphorbiaceae. The transcript is spliced from 6 exons. Gene Ontology annotation, biological process: protein secretion; vesicle-mediated transport. The coding region runs from base 174 to 725 and encodes 183 amino acids. Gene Ontology annotation, cellular component: Golgi membrane.